GGACAAUCACAGCGGAGCUACGUUACAGUGUGUUAUGUCAUCACAGAUGUGAUAUACAUGAGGAGGAGAGCAGUGGUGAGCAGCACAAUCCAGUGAUACAGAGGUGCCAUCAGAUCAGUCCUGGUUAAGCUGAUCCAGUUGUCUCCUCUUCCCCUCCGGCUGAUCCAGUUGUCUCCUCUUCCCCUGAAUGACCCCAAGGAUGGAGAAGGACAGGAAUGAGAUGACUAAGAGAAUAUUACACUUCACCUUGGAGAUCCUCCACCUGCUGACCGGAGAGGAUUAUACCAUAGUGAAGAAGACAUCAGGGGAGUGUGUGGCCCCCAGCAGCCAUCUCCAUGAGUCAGGAGGACAGAGCAGGGCCCGGGGCCCCAUCACGGAGCCUCCACCUCACUCACUGAUACAUGAGGAGAAGAUCCUAGAACUCAUCCACAGGAUCACUGAGCUGCUUACUAGAGAGGUUCCUAUAAGGUGUCAGGAUGUGGCGGUCUAUUUCUCCAUGGAGGAGUGGGAGUAUGUAGAAGGACACAAGGAUCUGUACCAGGACAUAGUCAUGAUGGAGGAUCACCGGCCCCUCACAUCACAAGAUGGAUUUAUUGAUUUAAAUCCACCCGAGAGGUGUCCCCGCCCUCUGUUUUCCCAGGACUGUCCAGAGGGAAAUGUCCCAGAAAACCAUCAGGGCAAAGAUCUGAUUGAUAUUAAGGUUGUGGUUAUAGAUGAAGAAGAAGAAGAGACGGGUGUCAUGGCCGAUCAGCAGUAUGGAGUAUUUGAUAGAAAUCCACCCGAGAGGUGUCCCCGUCCCCUGUAUUCCCAGGACUGUCCAGAGGGAAAUGUCCCAGAGAACCAUCAGGGUGAAGAUCUGAUGGAUAUUAAGGUUGAGGUUAUAGAUGAAGAAGAGGAGGAGACGGGUGUCAUGGCCGAUCAGCAGUAUGCCAUCAGAAAUCCACCCGAGAGGUGUCCCCGCCCUCUGUAUUCCCAGGACUGUCCGGAGGGAAAUGUCCCAGAGAAGCAUCAGGGUGAAGAUCUGAUGGAUAUUAAAGUUGAGGUUAUAGAUGAUGAAGAAGAGGAAACGGAUUUCAGGGCCAAUCAGCAGCAUGGAUAUAGAGGAGGUGAUGUAUUCAUUCCCUGUGUGUUCCCUACAGAUGGAGUCAUGGAUAGAAAUCCACCCGAGAGGUGUCCCCGCCCUCUGUAUUCCCAGGACUGUCCAGAGGGAAAUGUUCCAGAGAAGCAUCAGGGGGGAGAUCUGACUAAUAAUAAAGUGGAGGAUGAAGAAGAGAGGAUGAGGGGCCAUCACCCGUGUAUGAGGGAAGUGAAGGAGGAAAUUCCAGGAGGUGUUACCCCAGAACAUCCUUAUUUAUACUUCCAUAAAAACGUAUUAUCCUUGAAUUAUAAAGCAGAAGAUGAUCUUGUGCCGCACUCUCCAGGAGACCUCCUCACCCUUAAUGAAGAUCCAGAGGGUUCCCAAAGAAAUGAAUGUGGGAAACAAUUUAUAAAAAGCUCAGGUCUUACACACAGAAGAAUUAACAAACGAACAAAGCCGUAUACAUGCUGUCAGUGUGGGAAAUGUUUUGCCGGGAAAAAAACUUUUCUUAAGCAUCAACAAAAUCAUGGACGAAAGACGCCGUAUCCAUGUCCAGUAUGUGGGAAAUAUAUUUCAUUAAAAUCAAAUCUAGUAAAACAUUUGAGAAUUCACACAGGAGAGAAGCCGUAUUCGUGUUCAGUAUGUGGGAAAUGUUUUGCAAAUAAAUCAAAUCAUAUUAGACAUGAAAGAAGUCACACAGAAGAUAAGCCGUUUCCAUGUUCAGAAUGUGGGAAAAGUUUUAUAUCAAGACAACAUCUUGAAAAACAUGAGCGAACUCACACUGGAGAGAAGCCAUUUGCAUGUUCAGAAUGUGGCAAAUGUUUUACAACAAAAACAAGUCUUGUGAAACAUGAGAGAGGUCACACCGAAGACAGACCGUAUCCAUGUUCAGAAUGUGGAAAAAGUUUUACAACAAACUCUCAUCUUGUAAAACAUGUGAGAAUUCACACAGGAGAGAAGCCGUAUCCAUGUUCAGAAUGUGGGAAAAGUUUUAUUACUAAAGACAGACUCAAGGUUCAUCAGAGAUUUCACACAGGAGAGAAACCAUUUACAUGUUCAGAAUGCGGGAAAUGUUUUUCAUCAAAAUCAAAUCUUGUCAAACAUGAGAGAAGUCACUCAAUAGAUAAACAAUUUCCAUGUUUAGAUUGUGGGAAGUGUUUUUUAUCAAAAUCAAAUCUUGUUAUACACCAGAGAAUUCACACAGGAGAGAAGCCGUUUCCAUGUUCAGAAUGUGGAAAAGGUUUUUACACUAAAGACAAACUCAGGGUCCAUGAGAGAAUUCACACAGGGGAGAAACCAUAUCCAUGUUCAGAAUGUGGGAAAUGUUUUACAUCAAAAUCACAUCUUGUAAGUCAUAAGAGAAUUCAUGAUGGAGAAAAGCCGUAUUCAUGUUCACAAUGUGGAAAAUGUUAUACAUCAAAAUCACAUCUUGUAAAUCAUAUGAGAAGUCACACAGGAGAGAAGCCAUUUUUAUGUUUAAAAUGUGGAAAAUGUUUUAUGACUAAUUCAGAUCUUAUUAGACACGAGAGAUGUCACACAGGAGAUAAGCCGUAUUCAUGUUCAGAAUGUAGAAAAAGUUAUACAUCAAAUUCACAUCUUGUAAAUCAUAAGAGAAUUCAUACAGGAGAGAAGCCGUAUUCAUGUUCACAAUGUGGCAAAUAUUUCACAGAUAAGUCAAAUCUUACCAGACAUGAGAGAAGUCACAUGGCAGAAAAGCUAUUUAUAUGUUCAGAGUGUGGGAAAUGUUUUAUUACUGAAGCAAAACUCGACGAUCAUCAGAGAAGGCAUACAGGAGAGAAACCAUAUAUAUGUUCAGAUUGUGGGAAAUGUUUUCUAGAAAAAUCAAGUCUUGCUAGACAUGAGAGAAGUCACACAGGAGAAAAGCCGUAUCCAUGUUCAGCAUGUGGGAAAAGUUUUACAGACAAGUCAAAUCUAGUUAGACAUAGGAAAAUACAUGAGAGAAACAUGAGCGAAAAUGGUUUAUAAAUAGAUCACUAAAGAGAGUGUCCUUGUACAUGUUUAGGAUUAGGAAACCACAUUGUGGUUGAUAUCUGCAUCCAAAUCUGACACUUAAUUUUUUUUUUUACAAUGGUUCUACGAGACACAAUGUGGAUCCCAAACAAGUGCAGUAACCUAAAAGAAAAGGAAAACCAACUAAAUCGUAGAUAGCAAAAUCUGUGACUCUUUGGCAAUUUAGAUAUGAAAAUGUGAAAUAGAAAAUGUAAACUAAUAUACAGUUUAAUGGCAAGCCAACUACAACAUGUUCAGAAUGUGGGAAAUGUUUUAUUACUAAAACCAAACUAUGGGAUCCUCGGACAACACACGAGAGAAGAAGCUAUUGCAGAAUGUGGGAAAAGACAAGAAAAGUCACACAGGAAAGAAUGCGUAAUAUUGUUCAGAAUGUGGAAAAUGUUUUGUAAAGAAUUAAAAUUGUGUUAGACGAGAAGUAACACAGGAGAAAAGGCGUCAUGUUCAGUAUGUGGGAAAAUUUUAAUAAAGUCAAAAACGUUUUUCUUGUUAAAAUUUAAUUUUUUUUCCAUUAUCCAAGAACAAAACAAAUAUAGAAAAAAAGUUAGAAAUAUAAUCGCCUUCACCAACAGGACCCCCCAAAUGUUAUGAUGAGGACCCGCUACCCUCCGAGCAAGAAAGGAAAUGUAGUGUAUAAAUAUAAUAAUGUCUGGAAAAAGAUACCCCCACCAAAGGGCGACCAGGAGGGUGACCCUUUUCCUGCCUUUUCAGCAGGAUCCUGAUCCCAUCCCAAUCCUGACCCUGAACCCUGACCCCAUCCUGAUCCUAACCCCAUCCAAAUCCUUAACCUAUCCUGAUUCUGACCCCAACCCCAGACCCCAUCCUGACCCUAACCCUGACCCCAUCCCGACACUACCCACUGACCCCAUCCAAAUCCUAACCCUAUCCCGAUUCGGACCCCAACCCCAGACCCCAUUCCGAUCCUGACCCUAACCCCAGACCUGAUCCUGACCCUAACCCCAGACCCCAUCCCAAUCCUGACCCUAUCCUGACCCCAACCUGAUCCUAACCCAGACCCCAUUCCAAUCCUGAUCCCAGCUCGAUCCUAACCCUGACCCCAGACCCUAUCCCGAUCAUGACUCCAUCCCGAUCCGAACCCUGACCCCAUCCCUAUCCUGACCCCAAACCCAAUCCUGACCCCUGACCUGAUCCUGACCCCAUCCCGAUCCUAACCCCAGACCCCAUCUCAAUUCUGACCCCCAAGGCUAUCCCCUGAGUCCCCUCUCAGUCUGUAGGAUAAUAACCACAAGAUGUAAAACUUUAUCUGUAUCUUGAAGCAAGAACAAGAUCUCCCUGGGAUACAUUGAUGAUUUGUGCCCCGUUAUGGUUCAAUCACCAGUGCAAAAAGGAGGGGAGAGAGAGGAGAUGAUUGGUCCCGGCAGAUCCCCCUGAACGAUCGUCAUUCACCACUGUGUAUACUACAUCCCUCCCAAAUACCAAAGAUAUUCCCGCUCCAGCCUCGGUAUCAUGUGACAACAGGAUUGAGAAGAAGCCCCCUUUAAAUAUGAAGUGUUGUAGCCCUACCUGGGAUAUGCUGGUCUUGGUGUAUGAAGUGCGGUAUAAUUGGGAGAAUGUAUCUUUGUUAUAUCACCUGUUGUUUAAAUCAAGUUUUUAUAUUAAAAAACACCAAAA
Molecule: messenger RNA, 4738 nt
Organism: Hyla sarda
Lineage: Eukaryota; Metazoa; Chordata; Amphibia; Anura; Hylidae
Product: zinc finger protein 260-like
Exons: 14
Coding region: 188-3064 (958 amino acids)
Biological process (GO): regulation of transcription by RNA polymerase II
Molecular function (GO): RNA polymerase II cis-regulatory region sequence-specific DNA binding; DNA-binding transcription factor activity, RNA polymerase II-specific
Source: RefSeq, a predicted model, not a curated record